Klebsormidium nitens is the source of this 2335-nucleotide messenger RNA. The record is from the annotation of a GenBank genome assembly. Lineage: Eukaryota; Viridiplantae; Streptophyta; Klebsormidiophyceae; Klebsormidiales; Klebsormidiaceae.
GAAGCAUUCAAAGCAGCACAGCUAGGGGGAUCCUCCGAGUGCUGCAGACAGGAAGGAGCUCAUGAACUACGUCGAUCGUGACUGCGUGGGGCAUCCAUGCUUUGGUGAAGCUGUUGAAGUUUGAGGAUACCUUCACAGACGAAUGAGAUUCUGCAAUGCUGCAUUCUGGGGACUUCCAAUGUGUUCAACAUAGAAAGUUUUUCUAAGCACAUUCCUUCCAUUCUUAGCUGUAGCUUGCGCCUUGUGAGUUUUAGCAACAUUGAGUACGAACAUUAAUCACCUGCCAUAUGCGAGGGCAGUGAACGGGAGGCGGCAACGGUAACAAAACAAAGCUGAAAACUAGGAUCCAGCAGCAAUCAGCAGCUCUUCCCCGCGCUUGUGGGACUGAAACCAGCCUUGAAGGCUUGUGACCCUUGUGCAACCACUCUGAAGUAUUUAUUACUGUAUAAUGGCAUCCAAACUCACCAGCGCCCUCCGCCUCUGCUUCUUCUUCCUCGCCCUCUGGAUACUGCCCUCCGAUGCCUUCCAACCCCGCACGCUAUCCCAGCUUCCCCCUGUUGGUGGAGUUGUUAGCGCCCUCCCGCUGCUUUUGAACACCUCCCUCCCCAUAAACAACGUCACCGCACUACUGGCAAGCUUUCCAGCAAAUCUGACUGGGAACUUGACGGGGCUACUGCUGCCGAAUGCUACCGAGUUGGCAAAGAUUCAGCAGUAUGUGCUGAACGUCACGCGUCCGACGGUUGCGUCGUUUAUCGAUGGGACGAACACAACGAUAGACUGCGUGCCGAUCCAGGCGCAACUCUCGCUCAUCAACGCGACCCUGACCAACCAAACCCUUCCGCUGACGCCUCCAGUCGGACCGCGCCUCAACACCACCACUGUGACGUCAGCAGUCCCGGUGUUAAACGGCACCAUCCCCAGGAUCAUAACUCCGGCCGCGAAUGCCACGGCGCUGCUUAACAGGACGGGCUUAAAUGCCACGUGUCCAAAUGGGAGCGUCCCGGUGCCCCGCCUGACGGUCGCGGACAUUGCGCGCUUUGGGUCUCUCCAGGCGUUUCUCAACUCGGCGCUGAACAAGGGGCCCCCGCCGAACGUGACGGCCCCGUCUUCCGCCAGCGACGGUCACGAAUACGCGACCACCAGCCCCGACCGCUCCUCCAGCGACACCCCGCCCGCAUUCUACGGCAUGCAAACGAGCAUGAGCGUCUGGGCGCCAUUUGUGGACCAGCCCGUCGGGAGCCGCGAGUUCAGCCUUUCCCAGGUGUGGGUCACGGGUGGCACGGGAAUCGCUUUGCAGACGAUCGAGGCCGGGUGGCAGGUUGACACGGUUGCUUACGGCGACGCGAAGCCCCACCUGUUCAUCUUCUCCACCCGCAAGGGUUACACUGACCCGGUUUGUUACGCCGGGCGCAAGGACUGCCCCCAAGGCGCCGCGACUUUCGUGCAAGUCAGCAACAGCGUCUACCCCACGAUCACGCUCGACAGCUCCGUUGCCAACGGAGACACGGUCCAGUACACGCUCCUCGUGGUGCGCGAUUCCCCGACCGGCAACUGGUGGGUCAAACUGGGCAGCGAAUGGGUCGGCUACUACCCGGGGAAUCUAUACACCAGCCUCGCCCAAUCCGCGGACUCCGUCGCUCUGGGGGGGGAGAUCGUGGACUACGCUCGCCUGCCGGGCGCUCCCCCCGGGACGCCGCACACGAAAACGGACAUGGGCAGUGGAGAGUUUGCCGCGGGGCGAUCCCCGGCAACCGUUGCGUAUCAUUACAACAUGAUGUACGUAGACGAGGAUAAUAACCUGCAGACGCUCGACGGGAUCCAGGUGGUUAACACUAACCCGGCGGGUUACGACCCGGACUGCUACUCGGGGCAGCUGGUGUCGUCCACUACCGGGUCGGAGAUCUUCUUUUUCGGGGGGCCGGGGUUCAGCGCCGUAUGCGCAAUUUAGGUUCCUCGUCUCUUCUGCACUUUGGCGGCCCCAAAGUGAUCUCGGAAUGGCCGCAUCUGAAGGAGAACGGCCAGAGUCUGCACCCCUCCAAGUAACGGUUCCUGAUUAGGAGUCCUUACAAUCCACUUCAAUCAGAGUUUUUGGUUGAGUAUACUCUAAAGUGUUGAGGUUUCAACCCAAGAAAGCAGCAAACGCUGUCAGGCUUCGAAGAGGUCGGCUGCGUCAAAGCUUAAUUAGACUAGUCGCGUGGACUGAUCAUGCACACAACAGUUUGCAGAUUGACAAACAGUAUUUAUUGUAAGCUGGAACAACUGACUCCAAUCGUUGUCCGACCGAUCCGUCCUGGUGUGUCUGUUGUAAGCUGGGACUCCAAUCGAUUGGAGUCCC